UCUUCGACGGCCAUCAUUCUCUUCAUUCUGCGUGCAAAGACGACAUACCGGUAGAAGUAAAGUAUCAGGUAGCAGAACAUUGAAGCAUGAAGCCAUUGACAAGUCUUUCAUUGACGGUGUUGGAUAGAACAGCGUCCAGAGGGUUGGGAAAGGCACUUCCGACCGGAUCUCGUGCAUUGAGCACAUUCCUUGGAACCAACUACUCGAAUGGCUUGCAGCAUCGACACCGUUCUCUCCAGACGAAUGCAGCCAAGACAGUGCAUUUUCACAGUACGAGCAACCCAUGGUCUUCUCCAUUCGACACCAGUUCCAAGGAAUCCGCAACGACUACUGCGGUGAAGAAGUCCAAGCGAAGAAAAUUCGUUCCACCCAAGGCAGCAGUCAAACUGACCGACAAGGCCCGAAAAUUCUUCAAGUUGCUGUUGGAAAAUCCACCAAGACCUGAUAUCGUAGGUGUAAUGCUGAACUAUGAUCAGGCAUCUAGCGGCCAACCUCGCAUGGUUUUCUCAUUUGACUUUGUAAGCCAAGAUCAGAUAGCCGAGGAUGAUGAAGGUGUGUCUCUUGAGUUGCUUGAUGACGGUACUCCAAAGCCACCCAAGGAUAGCAUGGAUGAUGGCCUACCCAAGCUCUAUAUCAACCACAACGGAUUUAUGAAGGCUCUGGGUUGCACAGUGGACAUUGACAUCGAACAAAUGAAGCCUAUCCUAUACGACCCAUCGGGAAAUGAAGUGAACCCAAAUGUAUAGUUAGUUGUCCUUGUUGAUAACAGCACUUACUCCAGUACCGAUACAGUUCCCCGCAUACGUUGUGGCACAAUGGCCUUCUCGUCGAGAGCGAUGCACAUCGUAGAGA
Molecule: messenger RNA, 852 nt
Organism: Seminavis robusta
Lineage: Eukaryota; Bacillariophyta; Bacillariophyceae; Naviculales; Naviculaceae
Source: the annotation of a GenBank genome assembly